This is a messenger RNA of Salvelinus sp. IW2-2015, 1519 nucleotides long. RefSeq lists its product as uncharacterized. The record is from RefSeq and is a predicted model, not a curated record. Gene Ontology annotation, molecular function: protein binding. Lineage: Eukaryota; Metazoa; Chordata; Actinopteri; Salmoniformes; Salmonidae. The transcript is spliced from 5 exons. Bases 18 to 1040 code for a protein of 340 amino acids.
AGGACUGCACAAGUUGAAUGUUCACACAACUUCCAGUACACUACAAGCUGAAGUAUAGGCUAUCCAGUUUAAGAAUGGGGGGACUGACUCUGACCCUGCUGCURCUGUGUCUGUCUGGGACUCUCAGUGAAGAUGCUGGAGAAGACAACCUGAAUGACAUCAUGGUACAGAUUCAGCCUGAACAGGGACAGAACAUAGAGAAUGAAUACAAGGCUCACAACCAACACUCUGAACAGGAACAGGACAUAGAAAGUGAAGUCAUYUUCAAACAGAAUCAAGCACCAUCCCUAGCAGAGACAAACGGUAGCUGCCAGCCAGACAUGUGUAACCUUCUUAGGCAUCUGGGAGCCAUGGAGGCCAGACUGACCACUGCAGAGAACCAGGUGGAAGAAUUGAGUAACAUGGAGGCUAUUGCUGCUCUUCUACAGAGAGAAACUGAAUUUCAAGCAGCCCAGCUCAGAGUCAUGGAGACCAAGCUGAGCACCAGUGAGAGCCUGAUGAAGAGCAUGACGAGAGAGAAUGAAGUACAGGAGAGGAAGCUUCAAGUAUUGUCAUUUWGAGUCAACGCCACUGAGUUCAGAGUGGAGCAACAGCAAAUCCUGCUGGACGAACUGAGGAGACAGAAUGACGGACCAAAGAUUGCUUUUACGGCAGCACUAGGAGGAGAUGGCCAUAUACCGCCCUCUGAGAGAGAGACCAACUUGGCAUUCAGCAAUGUCUUCACAAACGUUGGCGGUGCCUACAACCCUGGAUCAGGUGUCUUCAAUGUGCCAGUGAAAGGAGUCUACUACUUCAGCUUCUCAUCAUUUGCCUUCAGCCAGCACAAUGUCUGUGUAAGUCUGUUUAAGAAUAAUGUGCGCAUGUUGUCUGCGUGUGAUCAUCAUUCAGAGCAUGAUAGAUCUGAUAGUUCUGGUAAUGGAGGGACACUACAUCUAGAACAGGGAGACCAUGUCUACAUGACUCUUCAUGCUCAUUCACACAUAUUUGCAGGCUUCCAAAACCGCAGCACAUUCAGGGGCUUCCUGCUUUUUAGAACAUAAGGAUAAAUCCCAUGAAAACAACAAUGGAAUGUGUUUCAAAUGGCACACUAUUCCUUAUAUAGUGCACUACUUUUGACCAGGACCCAUAUAUCUCUGGGGAAAAGUAGUGCUCUAUAUUGGGAAUAGGGUACCAUUUGGGAUUUAGCCAUGCUGUAUGUCAGCACAUUUCCAUGGGUAAAUACAAUGCUCAAAUUAGUAGAACUAAAAACAAAUGAUUACUAAUUUUGUCUGAAAAUAACUAUUUUGCAAUAAGAGUUUGUUUGUGAAAGUAGUGUGAUAUAAAAAAAAUAAUUUGACUCUGUCCAAACUUCUUCUGAGGAAUGCUCUGUAAUGUUUUAAAGGAACUGAUUAACGGAAAAUCAACACAUUUGAGAGAUUGUCAAAUGAUUCCAGAGUUAGCAUAUGAAUGUUGUGUGACAUAAAAUAUGGAAUUUAACUCAAAAUAUGAUGGAAUAAAUCUGAGAUAUUGUCAAAUCAAA